AUGGAUUUAGACACUGCAGUAGCGAUAAGGGCCGUAAAGGCCACAUCAGCAGCAGCUCAUGCUGUUACUACAUGUGAUCCGGCGCUUCUCCAUGCGAGAGGUAUAGUUGCUCCUGGCAAUGAUGAUGCAGCAGCAUUGGCAGCUCUAGAUGCUUCUCGAUGUGCUGCUGCAUCUUUGGCAGCUCUAGAAGUUGCUACCCACUGUGCGGCCUCAACUAGCGCAGCUCAACAAGCUCGAGCAGCUGCAGCUCGCUGUGCUACGGAUGGUGCUGCUGCUGCAGCAUUUGCUGGCAGCUGUGUUGCGGCAUGUGGCGAUGCAGCAAUUUUGACAUCGGCGGCUCGAGAAGCUGCUGCCCGCUGUGUUCUGGCACGUGACGAUGCAACAACAGCUGAAUUGGUAGCUCGACAGGUCCCUACAUGGCCUGAUUUGGCAUCAAGCUUGGCACAUGACAAGGCAGCUCGAGAAUCUGCUAAAGGACACAAGAAAGCAUGUAAAGAUGCAGUCGCGGCAUCGUUGGCAGCUCGAAAAGCCGCAGUGGUGACGAAGCAGCGGUGGCAGCAGCGGCAGCUCGACAAGCUGCAGACCGCUGUGUUGCAGCUGAUGCAGAUGUUGUCCAAGCAGCAGCUGGAGAAGUUGCCGCCUGCCUUGCUGUGCCACUUGCCGAUGCAGCAGCGGUAA
This is a messenger RNA of Aegilops tauschii subsp. strangulata, 678 nucleotides long. NCBI's taxonomy places the organism in Eukaryota, Viridiplantae, Streptophyta, Magnoliopsida, Poales, Poaceae. The record is from RefSeq and is a predicted model, not a curated record.